Styela clava is the source of this 3218-nucleotide messenger RNA. RefSeq lists its product as uncharacterized. The record is from RefSeq and is a predicted model, not a curated record. Gene Ontology annotation, cellular component: ciliary base; axoneme. Lineage: Eukaryota; Metazoa; Chordata; Ascidiacea; Stolidobranchia; Styelidae.
AUCGAAUUACCAUAUUAUGAAAGCCCUAUGAUAGUAGUUUCAAAACUGUACAAUUAUUUCAAACAAACUUUUUGAAUUAGAUAUUUGAACCUUGUGCGUCGCUGGUCGCUGCUCGAUAACCAAAGCCCUUGCUCUAUAACCAGCCUUUUAUCCCCGCGACUUCCCCCCUUUUCCAGUAUUCAUGGUAAAACUGUAUAAAUUAUCAUAUUCUCGUAAUUUGAGCUUGUGAUAUUUUUUUACUGAUUGGAAAAAAUUAACUCGACUUAAUAAAAUUAAACUUGCGCCAGUACUGGUACCGUACUUCUUUCUUUUUUGCUCCGACUUGACUGGGUUAUUUUCAAUUUUGAUAUUUGGGAGUAUUACCUUUAUCUGUUUUUUUGUGAAAUUGCUCCUUGUACUCUGCAACCAGUUUGCUAGUUUUGUCGUGAGCAGGUGACCUCGCAGUAAACAUCUGCCGUGUUGUAUGACCUAUUUCAGUAUUUGCAUAGUCGCGGUAAACCUAGGCUACUUUUCGUAUAGUCUAGUUAUACUGGUACAGUGGUUCCGUACGGUACGGUCUGACGGUAUAAGGUUGUCGAUUUGUUUGUUUCUGCGUUUACCGUUCACUGUUUCUCUCGCCUGUUUCUGCAUUCUGUGAUGUUCAAGACUUCCUAUCAUUGCCUGUAACUCAGUACCGGUACCGUAACUGGUGGAAUCAGUGGAGGUUAGGAUGUUUAAAAAAGAACGUUCAAAGAAAUCAAUCAAAAAGGAAAAUGAAGACACUUCGUGGAUUGUUGAAGGCAUAGUUGCAUAUUUGAGAAGUCCAAUGUGGACGGUUCCAGUUUUAAAUUUUGUAGAAGAAUGCUGUGGAGAAUUUAUUGACAGCGAAGAAAAUAAAUUUGAGUAUACUGAAAUUCAUCAAAGAUAUAAAAAAAUGGUUGAGGAAUUACUGGCAAAGUACAUGAAGGAAUUAGAAUUAACGGAAUCCCAGUUUUCAGAAGCUUGUUCUAUAAAUAACAGAGACAUUGCAAAGUUAGAUGGCAAUUUUGAAUAUAUUUGGGCUGCUGAUGAUUUUUUAUUAUUUAAACGACUAAUGCUGAAAUACAAUGCUGAAGUACAAAGAGAAGCGUUGAAUAUGCUUCAACAAAAUUAUGCAGGUUCUGAGAAGAAUGAACUUAUGUAUACUGAGGAAAAUACAAAAGCCAUGGAUAAAAUGCUCAAGAAAUCCAAGCAUUCUCUGAAAAAUAGGAAGUUGCAAAAGCAAGAGAAGGAAGAUAUGGAACUCGCAAUACAAUUUUCUAAAAUGGAGAUGGAAAGAUUGAAUGUUCUUGUUGAAGAGGAACAUAAACUCCUCGAAGAGGCGAUCAGGUUAUCACUGGAAUCAUCCAUGUCACUUUCAAAUGAUGCAAGUGCAACUCAAACUCACCUUUCUACAAAGAAAUCUGGGGAAUCAAUAUCCCUCACAAAACCAGUUGAAAUUGGCGGCAAUACUAUGAAUAUACCUCAAGGAUUUUCUGCGUCGUCACUCGAUUCUGCACCUUCAUACAGCGAACCGGCAGAUAAAUCUAAAGUAGCUUCACUGUCCCCAUUAUCAGCUUUUACUCCUAAAUAUGCUGAAGUCAAGAAACCACAACCGACAUCAAAGUCAAAUGAUCUUCCUCCUUUAAGAACGCAAAAAGAAAUGUCAAGUUCUGAGGCUGCAGCUGCCUGGUUGGAUGGUGCAAUGAAGAGAAUUACCGAAUCUCCAACUCAUAAUGUUAAUGGUGCAAGCAAAGCGCAACAUGGUGCAAUUGAUCCUGCAGAAUUAGCAAAACGUAAAGCUUAUCUACAAGAGCAACGUGAUAAAUUACUCGCAUUGAAAAGAAAAGAGAGAGAGAAACAACUAUCUGAAUAUAUUGAACAAAAACAAACAUCUGAUGAACCUUCUACAAGUGAUAAUAAAAAGUCAGACACGAAAGAAGAUAAAGUUCUGGCGUCUAGGAAAUCGAUUGCGGAAAGACUCAAAAAUGAAGUUAUUAAUAAAAAGUAGCACAUGACACAUUUCUUUAUGAACUAAUAGACGUGCAGUGUUAUAAAAUGGACCAACAUGUUCCAGGCUUAAUUUAGUAGAAUAUAAAAAGCAGAAAUCAUUAAUUAUAUUAUACAUCACUACAGAAUCAUAGUACAGAUUAGUGUAGGCCACAUUUAUAUUUGAUAUAUUAUUCAUCAUUUUUUCCCAGAGAACUUUUAAUUUGGGAUUCUAGUUUCUAAAUCAGUGGUUUUCAACCAAGGUUCUGUGGCACCCUAGUGUUUGCCAGGCCAGUCCGGGGGUUUCGCAGGUUUACAUCAAAUCCAAGUGGUUAUAUUGGUAUAGGUACAGGGUGUGAUCCAAAAACAGAACCCAUUGAAUAUAUUUCAAAUGACCUGGGUUCUAUUUUUUUAGUCACCCCAUAUAUUUUUCUUUAGGUUUUCUACUAUUAUUAAACUUGCUACGCUUUAAAAAUCAUUUUGUUUUGCCAGUAUUAGGUUGGAAUAUGUAUACAGUUUCGAAUUAUGAUUUAUUCAUAAGACAAUUAAACUAUUGCACAGGGGUUGCUUGAGCCUCUGGGAUGUUUCAUUUACAUUCCGCCCCACCAAAAAGGUUGAAAACCACUGUUUUAUAGAUUUUUUUCCUCUAUAACUAAGGGACUGCCUCAACAAGAUAGUUUGCAAGCUUUAUUCAGUAUUAUUCAUAUAAGUCAACGAUCAAUCUAUCAUUUUAUAAAAUGGCACAUAUUAUUGCAUUUGGAAAUUAAUAAUUUGAUGUACUGUCUUAAUGUGUUGCAAAAUAUGGAUUAAUUUAUAAUUGCAUUUGGCUAUAAAAAAACUGUAUACUUUAUCUUUAAUUUUGUACUUAAAUAUAUAUAUACAAAUUUGAGAGUAUUGCAAUGAGAGUAUUAUUUGUCUUUUAUGUGUGCUAUUUGUCUGUAAUAAUGUAUUUUGAGAAUUUUCAAUAAUUCUAUCUUAUUUUACACAAUUAGUUGCCACCUGUUGGUUCAAUUUAAAAAUUAUUAUCUUGUUUAUAUUUUUUAAUUGCAACUGUCCAACAAAUUCAAAGCAUGUUAGCUACACCUAAUUUCAACACAUUUCCAUUUAAGCUGUAAGUUUUUGAUUACUCUAUUCAUUCCUUGCUGGCCUUGUUUGUCAUUCUACACCUUUGGAUUAGUAUUUUCCCGGAACUUCAUUGAUUUAAUAAUAAAAAAAUAUUUUUGUAUUCCGAA